Molecule: messenger RNA, 4411 nt
Organism: Cladocopium goreaui
Lineage: Eukaryota; Dinophyceae; Suessiales; Symbiodiniaceae
Source: the annotation of a GenBank genome assembly
GUCAUUGGUGCCACCAGUGGACUUGGAUGCUUUGCGAAAAUUUUUUGAGACAGCUGUGGCCACCCAAGGUGCUGAUGCUUUUAAACUUGGUGACUAUCAGGAGAAAAGUGUAAGCACAGCUGUGAGCUCUGCAGGUUUGCACCAUAAUGCAAAGUAUGUCAAGGAGUUCUACAAAAUCUCAGAAGGAGAAAUUCCCUCUGGGCAGUUGAAGCAGUGCAUCCUCAAAUAUGGGUACACUCACAACGACAGUGAGUGGAAGGAUGACCUGUGGGCAGGCAAGCUUGCAAGUCAAUUUGUCUGCUUGCUCAGCCAUGUGAGAAGACUGAAAAGAGACUCUUCGAAACUAAGGCAGUGCCUGCAGGGAGCUACAGGGGCUGAAAGGCAAUCCAUUCUUGAAAUUGUGGAUUUGCCAGAUGCUUGCAAGAAAGCAGCCCCAGGUCCUGAGGAUGACCAGGCCUGCAAGAAGGCCAAAGCUGCCAAGGAGACUUCUUCUGCGAAAGCUGCAGAGGCUGGUGGCCAAGGAAGUUCCAGCUCUGCUUCUUUGAAAGAACCCGAGGAGCAGGCCUGCAAGAAGGACCAAGCCUAUCUCAUGGGCCUUUUUGGAAGAGAUUGGAAGCUCAUCAUUGGCUGCACCAAAAGAAUGGGAAAGAUUUUCCCAGGUGGGCAUCACGCUGUGAUUUUGGAGCUGGAAAAGGUGGCCAUGGAGGCCGAGCUUAUGCUGGCUAUGUGCCCUGGGGUCAUGAAAAGGAUUGGGAUGAUGGCGACACCUGGACUGGCUGGGAAAGGGAGCCUGAUAGGGUGGAGGGACAGGGAUGAGGAGGAGGAAUCAUCCUCUGACAACUCCCUGCGCAGGGGGCAGAGGAGACAGGAGGAGGAGGCUCCCAGAAGCACACAGGGCCGCCUCUUUGGCCCAAGCCCUGCAGAGGCAGCCAGGGAAGGCCUGCAAGAAGGCCAAAAAGGGAAAAGCAAAGGCAAAGCCAAGGCCAAAGAAAAGGCAAGCAGCAGCAGGCCUGAAAGAAGGCCAGCUUUUGUCCCUGAGCAUCGACCAGGGGAGGAGGAUUGGGACCCUUUCAGGCAAGAAGCCAGGGGCAAGAGGGGAAGGGAAGCGAGAAAGGCUUUGAGGGCCAGAGACCCUGAAGUCCAAGCCAGGAAAGAGAAGGGCCUGAAAGAAGGCUUUAAGGAAGACAAGGUUCAGCCUUUGCAUGAAGGGAGCAGGAAAUGGAGGAUGAUCAAGGAGAGGGAGAAGGAGGUGAAGGAGGAGGAGGAGCAACUAAUGCUUGAAAGAAAGCAGUUGCUGGAAGAGAAGGCAGCCUUCUUGGAAGAGAAGGCUGCAUGGCUCAGCAAGCAGGAGAUGAGCCCCAGCCCUGCCAGAGGGGUUACCCUGCAGGAGGAGCAGCCAGACUGGCAGGAGGAGGAGGAGGAGAAAGAGGAAAAGGAGGAGGAGGAGCAGCCAAAGAAAAAGGACCCCAAGGACAAGGAAAAGAAAGCUACAAAGGAGGAGGAGGAGCGAAAGGAGAAAAAGGUUUCCAAGGAAAAGGAAGCUGCAAAGAAGGAGAAGAAGCCCCAAAAGGAAGAGAAGCCCAAGGAGAAGGAGAAGGAAGAUGACAAGGAUAUGGAGGAGGGGAAAACAGCCAAGAAGCGAAAGGAAAGGAAGAAAGUGGUCAAGGAGGAGGAGGAGGAGGAGGAGGAGGAGGAGGGGCAGGAGGAGAAGCAGCAAGAAGGCCUGCAAGAAGGCCAAGUAGGAGCUUCUGAGCCCGAAGCAACUCAGGAAGAAGCAACCCAGGGGGCAACUGCUGAGGAGCAGCAAGAGGGCCUGCAAGAAGGCCACCAACCAGAUGCUUCUGAAGAAGGGAAACCAGCUGCUGAGGCUGAGAUAGAGGAAGCAGCAAAGAUGCUUCCAGAAAGUGUAGCAAAGGCAGCCCAGGCAAGCCUGAAAGAAGGCUCUGAGGCUGGUGCCACUUUGACUUCUUCCAGGCUCAAACUUCACGAAAAAACACAGGCAGCCAUCCAAGGCCUGAAAGAAGGCCACCUGUCAGAGGCUGCAUUCUGGCAGGAAAUCUCCAACAAAGACAGAGCUGCCUUGUGGAAAAAAUAUGAAGGAGCCAGGAACAAAGACCCUGAAGCCAAAGCAGCUUGGCUCCAGAUGGGUGGCCCAGGUGUCCUGGAUCAGAAGAAGCAACUGCUUCUGCACUUCCUGAAGACUGGUCAGGCCCAGGAAGGGGGCUUGAAAAAAAGCCAAGAAGUCGCCAACUCCAAGAAGGAGAAAGAAUGGUUUGAGUGGGUCCCCUGGAAGCAGAUCCUUGACUGGUAUGGGGAAGAGGAGGCCCUGGCCAGGGUAGAGAGUGGUUUAAUAGCAGUGAAAAAGGUGGGAAAGAAAUUCUAUGAAUUUCUCCUGGUGAAGAUCAGGACCGAGCUCACACUGGAGCAAAAAAAAGGCCUGAAAAAAGGCCAGGCUAUGGUCUCUCAGAAAAAAGAAAAAAGAAAUGAUGACAAGGAGAAGCACCUCGCAAAGGAAGAGAAAGUCAAGGAGGAGGACAGCAGAGCUUGCAAGAAAGCUCAGGCAGAGAAGACUAAGAUUGCCAAAAAAAAGGAAGCAGACAAAAAAUGGCACACAAAGUUAGAGGAAGCCACACAAGUGGGUGAAAACGAAAAGGACAGUAAGGUCAAGAAGAUGCUGGCCUUGGUCAGCAAAGGAGUGGCUGAUUUGAAGAAGGCUUGCAAGAAAGCCAAAGAUGCCAGCUGGGGUGCAGAUGUCCUGCAAGCUCUCAUCAAAUCUAGAGACAGCUUGGAAGAUUUGGCAACAGAUGGUGAGCUGGAAGGCAUCAAGAACCACUUGCUGGAAGCAGCAUCAGCUCUGAAGGUUCUAAGCAAGAAACUUUUGCAACUUUGGUCCCUGGGGAAAUUAAGUAGCUCAGGGCUCCAAGAAAUCGCUUUUGCAGCCACUGCAGAUGGCUUGCAAUGUGAGAGCAUAGUGGAAUUGAGCGGCUUAGGCCAUGCAGGAGAGAUUCGACAUCUCAUGCCAGCAUUAGCCAUGGUGGCCUGGAAGAAGGCGUGGUCGACUGGCGUCUGCGUUGUCCUGCUAGGCUUGACCCUAGCAGGCCCUCAGAUUCGAAGUGGCGUCGAGGUGAGGCUGCGAGUCUGGACGUACUCGCGCGCAAAUGGUGCCUUGCCUCCAGCCCUGCAGAGUGGAGGAGGAACUCCGGACGACUACGUGGGUAGUCGGGGCCCGGCUGCCGAACGGCACGGAGCUAUACCAUUCCCCUGGAACUUCCACGAAGGUGUCAUCCUCAAGUUUUUGCUGAUUGAGGACUCCGAAGACUCCGACGACGAGUUUCUCCUGCACCACUUUGGGCAUGGCCCCAGCCUUGAUGGGAACGUGGCUGUGUCCACCACGUGCGCAGCAGCCCGCCGCCGUUUUGGCGGGCGGCGGGUGUGGGAGCAGGCUGCUGGACUGCUGCUCUGCUGCCAGUUCGCCUACACACAAGGCUGGGUGGUGUCCGUCCUGGGGACGCUUGGUACUCUCAGAUGCCAUGCUGUCGUUGACUGCCCUCCAGAACCAACACCGGUCUGGGAGGCUGAGUCCGCCCUGGCAGAGCUCUCUGCGUCGCCUUCGCGCUCACCCGGUGAGCCAUGCCAGACGACGCCGGUGCCUUCGCAACGUGAGGGCAGUGGUCCAAACGCACGUUUCGGAAACGCCGCCAUGGAAGGGUGGGCAUUGCUACUUGUUUUCGAUUGUUUGGGCUGGCCCCUGGGGCUUUGCAUGGGCGACAUUUGCAAGACAUGGAAGGCCGCAGUGCGCCUGCGCAUUGCGGCCUUGGCCGAGUCGAGGUACGUCCCAGUCCGGGCCUUGGAACCGUACGCCGCACUGUUUGAGUUUUGGACCAAGUGCGGCCUCGGGGACGCACUGCGGCACCGGACAGCAUCCACCGAACACGACCAAGCGCCGGGGCUGCGCAUCGCUGUCAAGUACCUCGUCGGCCACUGGCGGCCGGAGAGCAGACGCCCACCGGCUUUCCCGGCAAAUCAGGAGGCCAAUCUGGAGGCGUUUCCGGAGGGGCUAUACAAUGGCUCUUUCAGCGCGGCAGAGGUGCGGAGUGGCGCAUGGCGCCUCUACAGAAGGCGGGAGCCGCUUCACGAGAGAUACCACGCCUCGGCAAUAUGUAAAGCCGGACAGAAAAAUUGCCUGCGGGCGGUCUGUCUCCUGGCCCCGCGCUUCCUCUCGCGGGCAAGAUCGCCCACAGCACCGUGGGCUGUCUCCUUGAAAGAACGCUCCAUUAGAAAGUAUCGUAACAUGUCUAGCACACCGCUUGCUGCUCGGACCGGCGGACAAGGCGUUGUGAUGUAUAUGGCUUUGGCGAAUUCGCCGACAGCGAUUUGGUGGAGCACAUGGAUCAGAUUUUGUACAACUUGA